AGCCGAGUCAAUUUAUUUAGUUUAACUAGACUUUAGUUAGAAGUAAAGACGUUUUUGCUCAAAUAAAAUUGAUGAAUUGAAUAUGUUAUAAAAAUGUUCGAAUGGGCGUAUAGUGGUGCAAAUAAAGCUGUCCCAAGAAAUGUGGGCCCUGAAUGUGCCUUCUUUUUGACACCCCAGAGAAAAAUUAUUGAAACUAUAAUUGUAUUUCUAAUAUGUGUUUAUUUAUUAGUGAAGACUUAUCCAAUAUUAAAAAUACCCAUUGAUACGGAUUACACCAAAAGUGACAGAGGCGGCAAACGAUUGCUUUUAAUCCUUUUAGCACUAUUAUGGGGAAUGGAAAUAGGGUUUAAAUUUGCUUCACACACUGUGAUAUAUUUGUUGAAUCCAUGUCAUGUAACAACAUUAAUACAAAUUUAUUUACUAGCUGCUCCACCAAGUAAAAUUGUUACAGCAUUGUUUAGAAUUCAUUUAUAUUUGUUAAAUGGACCUCUUCUUGCAUUUUUAUUUCCAGAAACAGCUUCCAGGAAGAUUUUUGUGGAAGCUGCCUUGUACUGGAUACAACAUGGUAUGAUGUGUAUUAUACCUUAUUAUUUAUUGAGACUUGGAGGCGUAUAUAAUAUUGAACCCAUAAGAGAUUUUAAUUGGUCUGUAUUUAGCUAUUGUCUAAAUUUGCUCUAUCAUUUCAUCAUAUUACAAAUUAUAGCCAUUCCAGCCCAAGUGAACUUGAAUCAUAUGCUUUGUCCAGCCAUCCUGGAUCCAUUUGACGGACCGUGGUACCGUGUUGUAGCUGUGCUUCAUCAAGCAUUACUAUGUCCAAUACUUGGCAAAGCAUAUUGCCUUAUUGCAGAAUUCUGUUUAACAAAAUUUCCACCUACCAAAGUUAAACCCCAAAUGAAAGACUGCUUGCAAGAAAACAAAUUUCCGCACCAGCUUGCCACACAUUCUCAUAAUGAUUAAAUGUUUUAAAUCAUUUGAAUGGCCUAUAAUCUCAUUUGAGGUGCCUAAUAGAAUAAUAAAGUUUAAAUUGUCUAAUAUAGAAUAUAUAAUAUAAUCUGUCGCGUCCACUUGGUUAUGAUAACAUUUAAGAUAAUAAUUAAGUCCUGAAAAACAUUUUUAUUCAUAACUAAAGUAAAUCAAUGUACCCAAACGAAGAAUAGCCUUAAUAGGCUUAAGUUAGUUGAGCAGCUAUCCUCAAUAGAAUUCAUUUACCAUAGAUACAAUUUCAUACUCCAUAAGUGGAAGCAGAUAGAAGAAGCGGUAUGAGGAUGGUGAACUAAUCAUGAUGAGUAAUAUAUUCACAAGAAGUCGAAUAAUGUUACCAAUAUUAGUUACAUAUCACUAAUACUCGCAAGGCCAUAGUGUAUGUCAGUCACCUCACUUUGUCAUGACUAAACCCUUCGAACUGCAUCAAAUAACCCAAUGGUAGUUGUUCGUACUUUGACUACUUCUACUACCACACUUGAAGCAAAAUUGCUUCCAGAGCCAGUUGGUACAAGAACUAUCAUUGGCCACACUUCAGAAUGUAGCAGUUCCAGGUAGAAAGUUUAAUUCUAAUCUGGUGAUGGGUUUUGGUAUGGUCAAUGACAUGAUUGGAUCAUUCCAUAUUAAGUAGUUCUCAGAGCAGAGGUGUAGGGUAAUAAGGGUAUUAAAUGAUGAAAUGUUUCCGAAAGUGUUAAGUGCAAUAGCAUCACUAAGAGUAUUUUGCACUUGGGAGAUCGUCUUGUCCGUGGGCGCUUAAAGAAAAUUAUAAGGAAGGUGUAUGAAAAUGUUUUAAAGUUAGACAAAAAGAGCCCUGUAUGGAAUCACGUCUCAAUUUUAUAUAAGCCAUACAAUUUUUCUUCACUUGAAAUGAAAUGCCUUUUCUUGCUCCUUUAACUUUUAUUUUUUAACGCUAACUACACGUCAAAUAUCUCAGAACAGUUAAAAACACAUAAUAUUAUAAAGCUUUUAUAAGUACGACUGUAGGAUGAUCACAUUACCGAGUAUUUACGAAGUGUUAAAAAAAAAUUAAAGUGAAAAUUUAAAUAAUAUUUUAUAUGAUUUUUAACGUAAUAAAAUACAACUAUGCAAAAUCAAUAGAACAAAAAAUUUCAUUUUAGUAUAAAUUAUAAUUAUAUUAUAAUUAAUUAUGUAUAAUAAAAUUAAUAAUAAUAUAAUUAAAUUAUAAUUAAUUUAAACGUAUUAUAAGAAUUUUCUUGUCGUUAGUUAUGUCGUCCUCCAGUUAAAAAGUAAAGUAAAGGCGAUGAUAAAUUAGAAAAAGUUUAAACAUCGCCACGUCUUUGAAAUGGUUCCAAGAAUAAUUUACAUUGUACACGGUCUGGUUUUUUUUUUAAAUACAUUACACGGUAUUAGUUAGAAACAUAUUUUCAACCACAGAGACCACAAUUGAAUAUUGAAAUGUCGUUCAUAAAGCGGUCUUUACAAUUCGUAAGUUACUACGCAUACAUUGUAUUCACUUUAUAAUGUUUAUAGUUAAUUGAUAAUGCAAAAGACAGAUCAUGGUGUAGCUAUUUCUAGGUUACCCCUGAAAAUAACACCAGUAUAAUAAAACGCCAAUGAUUUUUUGGUAAUACCUUAGUCAAGUUUAUGAACAUUAUGCGGAACUGUAUGCAAUAAAAUUGGGAGCAGCAAAA
This is a messenger RNA of Bombyx mandarina (wild silkworm), 2633 nucleotides long. RefSeq names its product transmembrane protein 164. NCBI's taxonomy places the organism in Eukaryota, Metazoa, Arthropoda, Insecta, Lepidoptera, Bombycidae. The record is from RefSeq and is a predicted model, not a curated record.